Messenger RNA from Panicum virgatum (switchgrass), 1520 nucleotides. RefSeq names its product mucin-19-like. Lineage: Eukaryota; Viridiplantae; Streptophyta; Magnoliopsida; Poales; Poaceae. The record is from RefSeq and is a predicted model, not a curated record. Bases 1 to 1224 code for a protein of 407 amino acids. The transcript has a single exon.
AUGGCGGACGCCGUGGAGGCGCUUCCUCCUCCUCCCCCGGAGAGCGGCGCCGAGUCCGGGAGGUCGUCGCCGUCCCCGACCGCGUCGCCGGAGUUCGAGUUCUGGAUGGUGGGCAGGAACCCUUCCGCGUUCCCGGCCCCGGCCCUGCUCACCGCCGACGAGCUCUUCUCCGGCGGCGUCGUGCUCCCGCUCCACAACCUCCAGGCGGCGGCCCCCGACGGCGACGCCGCCCCUGAAGGCGACGCCGAGGGCGCCGCCAAGGACGCGGACUCCGCGGCGCUCCCGCUGCCAGAAGCGGAAGGCGAGGUCGCCGCGCAGCCGCUCGCGGAGUCCGGCAUCGCGCCGACGCCUGACCUCCCCGCGGUCACGUUCAAGUGGAAGGACAUCUUCAAGGCGGCCGGCGGCGAGGCCAAGGACCGCAAGAAGGUGGAGCGCCGCGUCAGCAGCGUCAGCGGGAACGCCGAGCUGAUCAACAUCAACAUCUGGCCCUUCUCCAGGAGCCGCUCCGCCGGCCACUCCGCGGGCGGCGGCGCAGCGACGGGCUCCUUGAGCAGGGCCAAGCCAGCGAAUCCGAAUCCCAACGCCAGCGCCGGCUCCAGCGGGAGCGCCAACACCAAUGCCGGUGCGAAUGCCAGCGCCGCGAGCGCGCCGCCGGCCCCGCGCAAGGUGAGCAGCGCCCCGUGCUCCCGUAGCAACUCUCGCGGAGAGUCCUCCGGACCUGCGCCGGCCAUUCCCGCCGCCGCUGCGGUUGCAGUUGCCGCCGCCGCCGCCGCCGCGGCAGCAGCACCACCGGCAGCAGAAGAAGAUGCGACGGCCGCCCAGGCGGUGCCGUUGCCCACUCCUAUCACCACCAGCAGCAGCAGCGCCUCAUCCAUGUUGAGGAGGCUGGUGCCCGGACAGGGCCGGAACAACAACAGCAACACCUCCGGCGGCACUGGCAUCCGCGUCGGGCGCCCCAGCCCCGUGUGGCAGCUGCGGCGCAACAAGCUGCAGCAGACCGCCGCCGAGCAGAAGCAUGCCAGCGCCAAGAAGAAGGCCACGCCCGCCCCAACACCCACAGCAGCCACCGAAGCAGCCGGCGACGACAAGGCGGCGCCGAGCGUGGCCGCGCCCGCGGCCGGGUGCCGGAACAACGCGGGUUGCUCGGAGGGCGCUGCCGAGGAAGGGAACCCGCCGCAGGGGCUCUUCGGGCUCCGCACCUUCUUCUCCAAGAAGGUGUACUGAUCCACCGGCAGAGCAGACCACGGGCGAGGCGUUGUACAUACAAAUUCGAGCUCUAGGCUCGUUCUUCCACAUCUUUACCUUACGUCCCUCUUCCUUUUCUUUUGCUUUUUCUCCGUCCUCUCCUCUAAUUCAACUGCUAGUAGCUUCUUCAGCUCGUUCUCGUUACUGUACUGCAACCUCUGCUAAGCUCUUAGUGCUCACCUCAAGCAGCAAAGCUAUGCAUCUGAUCGACCAUGAAUCAAGCACCCAUGUACGAGUAAACGGUAACACGCCUCAUCCAUGCCACUGGUGUGCAA